GAGCCGCGUUAAGGUGGGUUGAACACAGCUCUGAGAAAGAAGUUUAAAGAGCACUCUUACUAAACCGAAACGACAUUUAAACGCUAUUUAUAUUGUUUGAGAAUGUGUCGCUAGUACAAUUAAACAGGUCUGGCUUUAAACCCGAAACAUAACUGUUAAGAAUAAGCCGUAGACACAAUGUUACAGGCGUGAGUUGACAGAUUUAGCCCCACGAGUGGUUAUCAACAGGUGUCAGUUGAAUGUUCCCGUCCGAUUGUUUGCUUUAUGUGAAUAUAUUAGUUGAGCGUAAGAUAAAACUGCUUCGCCUAUGUUGUAAGUCAGUCUGUCUACGAGACUGUAGGUCAUAAAUGAACGGAUUUUGAUGGGUGAUCUGUAGAUCUGAACACAAGGGUCACAGACUGCUACUAACGUUAACGUAUAACAACCAAGGGUUGUUAUGGCAUCUCCGGGGUAUUUCGGUGACGGUCCGCCGAUGCGUGAGCGUGACCCGUAUUUCACUGAGGUCAUCAGCAAAAAGAUGCGCGUGCCCGAGCGCCUGAGGGUCGGCCCAACUGCCCAAACAGCAGAACCUGAUCAUCCCAGACCUGCUGAAGAUCUGCCUGCUGCCUACAGCAUGCACAUCCCCGACAGACUGUCACUGACAGAUGCUCCUGAUCUGAGUCCACGUCCUCUGUUCUCCAAACACACUUCAUCAAUGUGGGAUGUGCACCAAGGGUCCUGGGACAGGGAAGCAUUCAGGGAGCCUGUGCAGAGUCCACUGCGAAGGUCUUAUAGUGACCAGGGCUUUGGGCGAACUCCCCCAGGAACCCCCACGCACUCCAGACAGACAGCCUACUCUCAGACUCCCCGCGUUGGACGUCCACCUGUCACGCUCUCAGCCCCUUCCCAGACAAAGCCCCUGGGGCCUCCCUCCACCCCACCCAACCUGCUGUCCCCACAGAGCAUCCUGCAGGCUGCCAGAGAGCUAGGCCAGCAGGCGUCCCAGAGACUCCUGCAGACCGUGACCCAAAAAUACUCCUCCAGGUUUGGUUAUCCAGAAAACCAUCCCUCACAGGCUGUAGAGGUUCAACCUGAUCAGAGCAGGCCAAGUGUCCAGCAGGAGGUCUGGCUCAGUCCUGAAGAGGAUGCUGGUACUGCUGUUGAGUUCAUGGUGCUCCGCAGACAGGUGGUGAAGAUGAGCAGGAGGAUCGCAGGUCUGGAGAGGCAGAGCGCUGAGCACAGACAGACGGAGCUGCUGCUCUUCUCUCUGUUAGUGUCUGCCUGUCUCCUUAACGGCUGGCUCUGGCUGCGCAGAUGACCCUCACACUUCUCAACACUACACUCACUUCUGUUCCUGGACAAUCAUGGUAAACAGCUGCUCCUGUAGAGGAUUGUGAUCAGAAGGAAUAUCUUAAAUAUCUGCAUUGACUCGUGAUAUAUAACGCUCACUUGUGUCUACAAGUGAAGGAACUCCAGCAUGUUUUCAGAUGGUGUUAUUUGAUAAAACUAGAUUUUGCAUUUGAUUGAUUAUCCUGAAAUUUUCUGCAUGCGUUAAUGAGCCUCAGGUUUUUGUACACAAUAUGACAAGCCAUUUUAAUAUUUAUUGUAUAAAAAGCCUAGAAUUAACUUUAUAAUUAAAUGCUAGUACUUAUCAGUUGGCUAUUAGUACCCUUUUUAAAACACACUAGUACUCAAUUUAACAUUGAGGAACUAUUCUGAGUCAAGAGACAUCUACAGUAUGGGGUCUCCCAAUCAAAUAUUGACCACUCAGCUUGACUUUGUAGUACACUCUAUUUUAAAAAGCGAUUAGUUGACUACUAAAGUGUGUAAACCCGUUAACUUGAAAUUAGUAAGGAAAUGAACUGUGCAUAAUUAUAAAAAUGAUAGUCAACUUUACAGUUCCAAGUUACAACAGGUUUAUGCACUUUUUUUUGUAGUCAACUUGUCAUUUUAAAGCAACUGGUAUACUCACUUUUGCUAGAUUUUAUUUUUAUUUUUUUUAGAUAGAAGAACCUUAAUAUUGCGUACAAGUGCUUAUUUAUUAGAUCAUCGUUCAUAUUCAAAUAGAUACUAGUUUAAACUACACUUUGCUGUUUAUUGCUUAUAGUUAGUAGUAAUAAUAAUAAUAAAUAGUAUUGAUUUAUUAAUUGUUUAUAGUAGGGUUAAAUUAAAAGUCUGCUACUCUCAUUGGCUUUUCUGAGUAGCCAUUAUAAGAUCUAAUGAAUAUGUACCAGUACAGGGUAAUUAAACUAUGUUAUAUAGGUACAAGAAUCUAUUAAAUAGUGCUAGUAUCUAAUGUUAGCAACUAGUUUCUAAAGUAUUAGGUCCUAAUGAAUACUACUUGUUCUUAAAAUAUGUACUAGAUAGAAAUGAAAUAAACACUGGUCAAAACUAAAUGGUUGAUAUGUCAAUCAAUGACUGAUCGCUGUAGAAAUCAAUAGAAACAAAUGUAAAUGUCUUAGUAUAAAUUUAGUUGCCAUUUCUGAAAUAAGUAUGGAUAUCUGUUGAAAAAGUAUAUUUAAUAAGUACUAACAUCCAGUUAACAAGUGCUAGUGUCUAUUUAACUGGUGCUAGUAUUUAAUAGGUAAGAGUAUCUAAUGAUUUAGUACUACUAUGAAAUAAGUACCAUAGUGAAUAACUACUAGUAUAUUAAAAACUAUAUGUACUUACCACAAUGAAGAUAUACUAGUCAAAACUGAAUAUAUCUGAUUAGUUCCUCAUGGAUGGGAGUAGCAAAAAAUAUAAACAGAAUAGUUAAUAGUUACUAUUAAAAUAAGUACUUGUAUCUAAUAAGUACUAGUAUUUAAUCAGUUAUCCAUUAAAUAAGUACUAGCAUCUAUUUUGUAAGUUCUAGAAAGUAAGAAAUUGUGUCUAAUGAAUGAGUAGGAUUAAGAAAAAGCUACCAAUACCUAAAGAAUAGGCAGUUAUAAAGUAUUACUUUAGUCAACAUUAAAAAUAGAUCAAAAUCUUUCAUCAGAGUUGUUCUGAAACUGUUGACCAACACCCAUUCCCAUCUCGGGACAAUUUGAAAAACUUUAUGAUCCAUUUCAAAUGUUAACUAGUACUGUAAUCCACGUUUUAAACUGUAUUUGAUGGUGUCAUUGUCACUGUGUAACUAUUCAUUUCCUAUCAAUUUAGUACAUGUAGCUACUGUAUAGUUAGAGAUUUGAUUAGGGUUAUUAGCAUGUAAUUCUACAGAAUUUAUUGCAAUAGUAAGUACAUGGAACAAGUACACCAAAAGAAAGUGUUACCAAAAAUAACUCGUAUAUCAAGGUUGCAGUACUGCAGUGUUUAACCUAUUUCUGUACACCUGUCUGGAAGUUUUUAAUGUGCCUACAAGUUUGUUCACGAGCGGGUUCAAGUGUGUUUAAUUCAGGUAGUAGCUAAAAUAUGCAGAACAGUGGCUGUGCAGGAGCAAGAUUGGAUCUAAAAAAAAAAACAAUAUUUGUUUUAUAGAAUAAAUGUUUAAUGGCUUGACAUACUAUUUAUGAAAGCAUGUAUGAAAAUGUAUAUAUAUAUAUUUUUUCAGCAUUUGAAUAGCCUUCAUCCAUUAAUCAUUUUUGAGCCUGAUGAAUGUAUAUUUAUAAUAAAAACUAUAUUCAUUCUUAAA
Danio aesculapii is the source of this 3589-nucleotide messenger RNA. RefSeq names its product mitochondrial fission factor homolog B. Gene Ontology annotation, biological process: positive regulation of mitochondrial fission. NCBI's taxonomy places the organism in Eukaryota, Metazoa, Chordata, Actinopteri, Cypriniformes, Danionidae. The record is from RefSeq and is a predicted model, not a curated record. Gene Ontology annotation, cellular component: peroxisome; mitochondrial outer membrane. Bases 437 to 1297 code for a protein of 286 amino acids. The transcript has 8 exons.